Molecule: messenger RNA, 659 nt
Organism: Spodoptera littoralis (African cotton leafworm)
Lineage: Eukaryota; Metazoa; Arthropoda; Insecta; Lepidoptera; Noctuidae
Source: the annotation of a GenBank genome assembly
AUCCACACGGCCAACCACCCUAUGGUGGACCACCUCCUCCUGGUGGAUUUACUUACGUCCCGACUCCAGUAAUGAUGCCAGUGUACCAACCACCUCCACCACCACCCCCGCCAGAACCAGUCCCACCACCAACCGUCGUCACCAACUACAUCUACCACCAGCCACCUCCACCACCACAACCUACACCAGUCACCAUUGUUGAAGAUACAAUUGAAUGGGUACCCAGUACAGGACCUGAAGUGGGUAUACUGAGGCACAGAGCUUUCGUAGCAGGCAGAGAAGGUUGGGAUGGUAGCCCUCUUUGUGUGAUUAGGGCACACCAUAGUGGAGAGUUCGUCCCAGGAAAGCUGGCCAUCAAACACCAGGUCGCCUACAUCCCACAUGCAGGUCGAGAAGUUCCUGUCCACAACUUUGAAGUGCUGUGUGCUUCAUCUCACGCUGUCCGCUGGUUGCCCAGCAGCAACGGCCAGGUCCCAGUAGGAGCUAUUCCCGCUGGCAACACCCACAGCGGCGAACCUCUGUACAUUGGACGUGUUACACACAUGGGAUCUAUCACACCCGGCAAAGUGCACCCUAGUCAUGGAUGUUGCUACAUUUCGUUCAACGGCGGUGAAGUUGCACACAAAUCUUACGACGUACUCUGCAGAAUUGUCGGUUGA